Saccostrea echinata is the source of this 1445-nucleotide messenger RNA. Its product is annotated as baculoviral IAP repeat-containing protein 3-like. Gene Ontology annotation, cellular component: nucleus; cytoplasm. The transcript is spliced from 3 exons. Lineage: Eukaryota; Metazoa; Mollusca; Bivalvia; Ostreida; Ostreidae. The coding region runs from base 77 to 1153 and encodes 358 amino acids. The record is from RefSeq and is a predicted model, not a curated record. Gene Ontology annotation, molecular function: ubiquitin protein ligase activity; cysteine-type endopeptidase inhibitor activity involved in apoptotic process. Gene Ontology annotation, biological process: regulation of cell cycle; negative regulation of apoptotic process; positive regulation of protein ubiquitination.
ACGCUAACUCAUUCCUACAGAACACGAACCAAAAAGUCUUUAGUUGUGCUACGAUUUGGAGAAUUUCUACUUCAAAAUGCAAGGAAAUGCUAGCAAAAAGACUGCACUGGAGCAGUUGGGGGUCUCCUUCGCCAAGCCCAAGUACCCCUCCUAUUCCGUCCUAGUAACACGAGUCUCUACAUUUUCUUCGUGGAACCAUUACCAGCCUGCUGACACAAUGGCGAAGGCCGGCUUUUUCUAUACAGGCAAUGGUGACAACGUCCGCUGUUUUUUCUGUGGAAAUGGUCUGGAGAACUGGGAGAGAGAAGAUGACCCUUGGGUCGAGCAUGCCCACUGGUUCCCAGAAUGUGUCUUUCUCAUCCAAUGUAAAGGGAAAAGUUUUGUUUUAGAAGUUCAACAAAUCGUAGCACAACGACAAUCUCAACAGGAUCGGGCAACAAAGCAUGAAACAGGGAGUUUCAAUCAAUAUAACAAAGAAAGGGGCGUAGUUAGUGCCCCUAGCUCUCCCGACUGUUCUCUACAAAGUGUAGCCGCCAUUACAGCCUUACAGAUGGGAUAUUCUGAGGUAAUGGUCAAAAAAGCCAUUCGGGACUGGAACUCUCGCAAUGGUUCAGUGAGUUUCUCUGUAGCAGACAUUGUAAAUUUGAUUCUAGAUUACCAAGAGAGUGACCACGGAUAUGGCUCACUUGAGGAUUUACAGCAGGAGAAAAGCAUUUCUGUGAGUGACAGUAGGACAGAAACGUCUAAUCUGAAUGAUAACAAAUCUAUCGGAAACAAUAGGACUACACUUACCAAGAAUUCUGAUAACAAUUCAAUGCAAACUGAUAGGACAAUGUCGCCAUUAACUGAUAACAAACAUGAUAGCGAAGAUAAAAGUAGUACUGACUCGGGGUAUGAUUCUGAUAGUGAAAAUGAAAGUGAAAGGACAGGUGAUUCUAUUUUGAUUUCGGAAAGGGAAACUGAAAAACUUCGAGCUGAGAACAAACAACUGAGAGAAACACUUAUCUGUAAAGUUUGUAUGGACGACACGGUUAGUGUGAUCUUUCUGCCAUGCACACACAUGGUGACCUGUGCUCAAUGUUUUCCCGCCAUGAAACAUUGUCCAGUAUGUAGGUCAGAUGUCAAGGCCAUCGUCAAAGCUUAUUUAGUUUAGGAAAUGUUAUUGGAACCAGGAUUAAUUCUAUAUCUACUCGGGAAACUUAGGAUCUGUUUUUUUUAUAUGCAAUUAUUGCUCCCACCAUUUGACUCAUGUAAAAAGUCAAUCCAUGUUCAUAUUUAGAAAUUUGCGGCAUUAUUAACGAGUUGAAAUGAACACUCUUUUAAAUUUUCAUUUGUUUGUUUUAUGGUUUUUUUUUUUUAAUUUUUGGUUUUAUUUUGUUUUGACUGUUUUCUUUGGUGAAAAAGAAUUAAAAGUUCUGAUUCAGAAAUCACAAUAUACUAGAUAA